Paramuricea clavata is the source of this 871-nucleotide messenger RNA. NCBI's taxonomy places the organism in Eukaryota, Metazoa, Cnidaria, Anthozoa, Malacalcyonacea, Plexauridae. The record is from the annotation of a GenBank genome assembly.
AUGGACGCGAAUUUCUACAAAUUUCUCGAACUGUCGGGUAACCGUUACCGAUGACACAAAUCUAACACCGCUACUUGCCGACUACUGGAGUUUCACAGCAUACGCCGCAGAAUAUCCAAAUAAUAUUUUUGAGUUAAAUUUCAUCAAAUGGCAGCUGAACGGCAAAAUCAAAACGGCAACACCCUCUCACAACAAUACGCUGCAAACUUCACCGCAGCAAGUAAAUACAACGCCUCAAUAUCAAACUUCACCGCAGCAAGUAAAUACAACACCACAAUUUCAAACUCCUCCACAGCAAGUAAAUACGUCGCAAUAUCAAACAUCACCACAACAGAUUUCCGUGCCGUCGCCAAGUAAAGUUUUAACUGCAGACUUCCCUCCACUACCCGUUAAACUUGCAAAGUUAAAGAAACAUGUCAACAUUGUCGAAGGUCAGUUUAACGCAUUCACACUCGAACUGCCACGAACCCCUGAACAAGCCACCGAAACCAUUAUCAUUGACGAAAAAUCCACUACAGUCGAACCCGAUAAUAAAAUAACCGACAGCGAACCAACAUUUCCCUCCCUCACUGCAUAUCUUGAAGAUUUCAUGUCGGCCAACGAGGAAACGCAAAUACCCCAAGUAUACACCACGCCGGUGAAAGUAACACAUCGCGGUAAAGAUAUUUUGGCGGCAAGAAAGAGUUUCGAAGAAGAAAUAGAAACGGAAAAAAAAGAGAAAAAAACGCCAGCAAGAAAGUGUAAACGUGAGCCAGCGGAUGUAGCCAUUGACGCCCGCGAUACUUUCACUUUCCAUUCAAUGCUCCAGUUAAAUCAAAUAGGUUCACACACCCCCUUUUUUUUUUCGUACAUCGUCUAUCAUUACUACUAA